Messenger RNA from Triplophysa rosa, 2901 nucleotides. RefSeq lists its product as uncharacterized. The coding region runs from base 122 to 1846 and encodes 574 amino acids. The transcript is spliced from 10 exons. Lineage: Eukaryota; Metazoa; Chordata; Actinopteri; Cypriniformes; Nemacheilidae. The record is from RefSeq and is a predicted model, not a curated record.
AUGAACAAUACUGUUAGUUGCUGGCUACACUUACAACCAGGCGAAACUCUCUUAUAUCACGUCGGGACAAUCUGUUGGAAUUACGUUUUACACACCACGUGGACUACAUUUCUCAUCUGAUAUGUUUGAUGUAAAAGCUGCUGAGCGCAACGACGUGUACUGUUUGCUGUGCCACAAGCCACAGGACAACCUCCCUGUUCACCUGGCCAGGGAGUGCAUGAAGAAAAGCACACCAGAAGAAAGAGCGCCUGAGGUGCAGAAGGCCAGGGCUUCCAACAGAGACUGGAUCCGCAGCAACAGGACCUGGGAUUAUAAGCAGCUAUGUGAGCUCCUGUCUGAUAGACGCUCGCGGAUCACCAUGGUGAAGGAGCUUCUCCGGCGUGGUUUUUUCAUCAAGAACCAGCCCCAGGAGUCUGACGUGACGCUAGACCCUGACGAUAACUCUGCCACCACUGCCCCUGCCACCACUACGAUGACCACCACUGCUGCCGCUGCCAGAUCUGCCACAUCUUCAACACGAGAGGCUGACUAUUCAUCGUCUUCAUGUGUAUCUGAUGAGGAAGACGGCAGAACAAAGUCCUCCUCUGUGUGGAUGAAGAUGAAAGGGGCAGGUCUGCAUCAAAAGUUCCCUUCUCAGGCCAAGCUCCUAGUGGACUUUAAAAAGUACCUGACUGAGGCACUGAGGGUUCCACACUGGCAACAGCAGGUGGACAACGUGUCUCGCUUUUUGCGGUACAUGCAGCCCACUGGGGACGAGCCGACUCUGGACUUCCUGUCCAAAAGCACAGAGACCGAGGAGUUUGUGAAGACCCUUCAGCACACUAAGAUGAAUGCAGCCACCAUCCUUAAAUAUUUCAAGAGCAUUUACAAGUUCUUGGAAUACCUGUUGACAAGGGUGGAUCUUCAAAGAGCAGACUCACAGCUUCAGAGCAGCUGCAAGAACUACCGGCAACUGCUGAACACUCUGCGGAAGACCGUAUACAGUAACAAGACGUGUGAUACCAGACACAGACAGGAUGUUGAUGGAGUGCCCAGCAUUACAGAUUGCCAGAGGAUUUUGAGAGUGGCAGAGCCAGACUUCUUGAGGAUCAAUGGGAAUCUGCAGAAUGGAUUAGCGCUCUCAAAUACAGAGAAGACGAUGUACCGCUACUACUGUGAAGCGCUCUUGGUCUUCUGCCACAUGCAGCGUCCUCAAGCUGUGGAAAACUUGACAGAUGCAGAGUGGGUGAAGAGAAUUCAACACGGUGGCAGGGUUGUGACUGGGACUUCCAGCAUGCAGAUUGCGUUGACGCUAGAUGAGGAAGCUUGGUUUCAGAUGUACUACAAGCAGAUCAGGCCUGACAGCAUUCGGCAUGGAAAGUUCUCCAGAGGUUUUUUCCUUUCAUCGUCCGGCGAGGCUGUUCACAGCGUCUCACAAGACAUGAACCACUUCCAUGAAUUGUACAAACUCUCCACCUCAAAGAGUCAGGAUGUGCGGAGGGCUGUUGAGACGGCUGCAAAAAACCUCACGGCGGACCAACAGAAGGCCAUAAGGAUUUACCUGGCUUGUGGCACUGCAGAUUCUAAAAUGCUGCAGCCUCACAAAAUUGUGGACACAGCCGUGCUGCUGGAUUCCUUGUCUGGCAAGAGUGAAGAAACUUCUGCAGCAGCUACAUCUGACGUCAUCAUGGGGCAACACACUUUCCAGAAAGACUUUUCUGCCUUUGUGGCCAGAUUCCCAGUUUCACUGGAGGGCCAGCCACCGUGCAAAAAGCAGCGGGUCGACUCUGGAUAUCCUGAAGACGCCACCUUUUACCUCAAGUGGCGAGCUUCCCAGUAUGCGAAGCGAUUGGAAUAUCUGAUGUAACACUUUACUCUUCGCAAGCCAACAGCCGCAACAGUGGCAAGGCAUAUUGCCAAGGAGGGUUGGAAGGCCAACUAUCCGAAGCCUGAAAAGAUCCAAUGGUUGUGGAAACCGGCUCCCAAGCGCACCAUUGAAACAGACACAUUUAUAAUAAGAUGCGUUUCUGAGCAGGUCUGGCCAGGCCUGGCCAUAAAGGACUUUGGUGCUGAACAAGGUCAUGGAGUGGUUGCAACCCGUCCAUUUUCCAAAGACGAGAUUGUGUGCGAUUUCCAUGGAAAGUUAAUCACAGGUGCUGAGGGGGAGGCAUUGCUGGAGGGCAUACACAAUGAGGCCAUGUGCUUGUUCUUCUUCAAAGUCGGACAGCGCAGCCUGUGCAUUGAUGCCCAGACCGUCCCAUGCGAGUGCCACCCUGGCGCAAAGACGAUUGGCAGGAGGAUUAAUCAUUCUUCUAAGAGGCCUAAAAUAAAACCCUUUCAGUGCGUGUUGAAGAUCAAUGGAGAGGACAGGCCUGUCAUUCUCUUCAAGGCGGUGCAGGACAUCAGCAUUGACGCACAACUGACAUUUGACUACGGAGUGGGCAGAAUGUAUUUCAGAGAAGAAGCCCACUACCUGACAUGGCUGGAUAACCAGCCAUUCCUAGACUUCCUUUCAAACUACACUUUCUCCCCUCCUGACAGGCUGCACGAAGGUGAAUGAGUAGGUCUCACAAACCAUUCGUCUUUUGCCUGCCACAAAAACCCUACACGCACUUACAGUGAGCAGACAAACUUAUGCCAAGAUAAGUUCAAAUAUUCAUCUUCAUGAUGUCUUUUUCUGUAUUCUUCUUCUGAUUGUCAUUUCUUUCUAUAUGUGAUGCAAUCUGGGAAGACCGUCAGAUGUCGCACUGGGACAUUUUUCAAGAAUAUAUGUCAAAAUGUAGGUUGGAUGUUAAAAUGUCAAAAUUGUGUUUGCAUUAAAUUAUUAUUCUAUAACAUAAUUUCUAUCGUCUCUGAAAAUGUCUUGGCAAAAUUCACUUGUUUAUUGCUGAAAAAUGGCGGUUUGUAGUUGCAAGAUGAUGU